AUAGCUUUUUGUAGCUAGAGUCUCUAUUCUGUUCAGGGUGUUGAACAGGAAGGACGUGGUUGUACUCAUACCCAUUUAUAUAGUGGAUUUUUGAGUGGACCAUGGUCCCGUUGGUUUUUCCUUCUCACAUCGAGGAGGUUUUCCAACGUUAAAAGUGCUUGUCUCAUUUAGUUUCUGCUUAUACUAUAUACUGCCAUGUCAAAGUAUUUUCCUCACAGGUUCACACAAGGUCAGGGAACAUGAUCGGCCAUUACAUUCUGCUGCGCCUCGUUCCCCCCUUUUCCCCAACAAGUCUUUCCCUCAAGGGCGGCAAUGAACAAAGGAAGCUGGCUGUCUACAUGGUUCUCAACACCUGCAGCCUAUCAGUUCAAAUUGAGACUGCCAUUCUGGAUUAUGUAAAUAGUGGAAGUCAUAUGUUUGAUAAAAACAUGUUUCAAUGUUCAGUCUCACCAGAAGAUGCCCAGCCUCAAGAGCUCUAAUAUUAGUUAUUUUUGUCAUCUCCCCCAUUGAAUCCCAAAGAAAACAACUUCAUCAGUUUUAUCUGCCACACUAAGCUCUACAUAGUACCUAAGAGACAUAAAUUGAUCCACAUAAAUUGAUCCAUAUAAGUUAUCAUUACAAUCUUAUGGUUUCUAUCUUAUAUCUCUCCAUAUGCCAGUAGUGUCUACUUAUAGCAGUGCUAUUAGCUAUGGCUUCUAGGUGCAUGCUUCCUCGUCCCUAUUGCCUUAUUAGCCGUUUGCUUUGAUGUGGUCCCAAAAGCAAGCUUAACUUGAGUGAUUAGUUUACUCCGAAUAUUGUUAAGUAUUGGUGUUCUCUAGCUGGUAAAUUCGAAAUCAGACUUUCACAUCAUGUUAACAAAAUUUCAGACCAAAUCCAGAUGAUAGAUAAGCAUAUGACCAUAUCUGCAGAGCGUGCUUGUGUAUAAUAUAUCCCUGAACUGGUGGCUUCUUCCAAUCAAGAAUAUGUAUAAAAAACCUCGAUAUGGUGUUAACAGAAAUGUGGAAGAACACUUGAAAAAAGACUCUUAAAAGAGAAUAAGAGAACUUUACUAGAGAAAAUCUAACCUCACUUUUGUAAUUGCGGAACCCAUUUUAACUUCUUAUUUUUCAGUUUAGGGUAGUUUUUUAUAGUCAGCAACAAGACUGUGACUUACGGAAGAAGAAAAGGGAAACUUUGCUAUUCAUAAGGAGUUCUUCUUGAUUCCCGUAAGAGAAACACCUUGAAGUUGACCGAGAAACCAAAAUAAUUGGCUAAAUUAAUAAAAUCACAUGACAAUAAAUAGGCAAGACAAGAAAAUUAACAGAAAAACAUCCAUGGGCGGGAAAAAAGCAACAACCCACACCUCUUCCACGUGGUCUUGUCCAGUGGAUCUCAGUGUCUACAGCAUUAAAUACGAGUAGCUGGAAAAAGCUUAAGCUUGGUUUGAAUGGCAGAAAAGUCAAUUAACAUCUACGUAACCAAUUAAUACUCAAAAACAGCUAAAUAAUGCUUAAUAAUAGUAUUAACAAUAAUGAGAAUGUGCUUUUAAAUAUGUUCCCAAAGAGGUGCGUUUUUUUCUUUGACCAAUUUUUCUCUUCUCUCAAGAAAUCAGCUGUUAUUAACCCUCAAGAAUGAGACAAAACGAGGAAAACUCCGAGGAAGAGUUCGUAGAGAUUGAUCCCACUGGUCGUUAUGGACGAUAUAAUGAAGUUCUAGGCAAAGGAGCUUUCAAACACGUAUACAGAGCAUUUGAUCAACUGGAAGGAAUCGAAGUGGCUUGGAACCAAGUUAAGCUAGACGAUAAACUCUGUAGCUCAGAGGAUUUAGAUCGUCUUUACUCUGAAGUUCACUUACUCAAAACCCUUAAACACAAAAGCAUCAUCAAAUUCUACACUUCUUGGAUCGAUCACCAACACAUGACCAUCAAUCUCAUCACCGAAGUCUUCACUUCCGGAAAUCUUAGACAGUACCGGAAGAAGCACAAGUGUGUUGAUCUAAGAGCACUAAAGAAAUGGUCAAGGCAGAUUCUAGAAGGGCUUGUUUAUCUUCAUAGUCAUGAUCCUCCUGUGAUCCAUAGAGAUCUUAAAUGCGAUAACAUAUUGAUCAAUGGUAACCAAGGUGAGGUUAAAAUUGGAGAUCUCGGGCUUGCAGCCAUUCUGCAUCGUGCUCGCUCAGCUCAUAGCGUCAUUGGUACUCCUGAAUUUAUGGCGCCUGAACUCUAUGAAGAGGACUACAAUGUACUUGUCGAUAUAUACGCCUUUGGAAUGUGUUUGCUUGAGCUUGUAACUUUUGAGUACCCGUAUGUCGAAUGUACAAAUGCAGCUCAGAUUUAUAAGAAAGUUACAUCGGGAAUCAAACCAGCCUCACUUGCAAAAGUUACUGAUCCGCAAGUGAAAACAUUCAUAGAGAAGUGUAUCGCAAAGGUCUCAGAACGCUUGUCAGCCAAGGAACUACUUGAUGAUCCUUUUCUGAAAUGCUACAAGGAAAAGACCGAAAGUGUCACAUCUUACAAAGAAAACGGAUGCAAUGGAAGAAAAAUUGAAGAUAAACCCUCAGAUUCUGCGGUAGGUUUAUUAACCGUAGAAGGUCAACGUAAAGACCUCAACACAAUCUUCCUAAAACUACGUAUCACCGAUUCCAAAGGUCAAAUCCGUAAUAUACACUUCCCAUUUAACAUAGAGACGGACACAUCUUUCUCAGUAGCCAUCGAAAUGGUCGAGGAACUAGACCUAACCGAUGAUCAAGACAUCUCGACGAUCGCUAAAAUGAUUGACGCAGAGAUACAUUCACACAUUCCCGAUUGGAUCCCUUCUGGUCUUAACGGAGAUUAUUCAACCAUGCAAAGAUGUUUAUCUUCUCCUGAUUCGCUGCGUUUAGAUAGAUUUCCCUCAGGGAGAAAAGUCUGGUCGUCUCCUAAAGCUGGAGAUUCACGUUCACCGUUCGCUCAACGUUCUAAUUCUAAGCUUUCGUCGCCAUCGAAAGGACGCAUCAAUGAUAAAGAAGUUGGGAUUGUAGUUGAGAAACUUGAGUCUUUAUUGAGGAAACAGAGAGAGGAGAUUGAAAAGAUGCAUCGAGAUCAAGAACGUGUUGUUUGUGAGUUUUUGAAAGAGUUUCCUCCUGAGAUCUGCGAAGAGGCUUUGCUCAGAUUGCAAGCCAUGGAUUCUGACAGCUUACUGUGUUAAAUUCGUUUGUUACAACAUGAGUACAUCUCUAUCUAUUUGGUUUGUAAUAUUAUGUUAUACUCCCCCAUAAUUAAAAUGUGUUUGGUGCAAACUAUGGAAUUGUGACUAUUAUCGUGCAAGAAAAACUGUCAUUUUAGUUAGGGUUAGAUCCUUAUUA
Brassica rapa (field mustard) is the source of this 3318-nucleotide messenger RNA. RefSeq names its product probable serine/threonine-protein kinase WNK3. The record is from RefSeq and is a predicted model, not a curated record. Gene Ontology annotation, molecular function: protein serine/threonine kinase activity; ATP binding. Gene Ontology annotation, biological process: protein phosphorylation. Lineage: Eukaryota; Viridiplantae; Streptophyta; Magnoliopsida; Brassicales; Brassicaceae.